Messenger RNA from Candoia aspera, 2346 nucleotides. It is a transcript of the gene RCOR2, whose product is annotated as REST corepressor 2. Gene Ontology annotation, cellular component: histone deacetylase complex; transcription regulator complex. The transcript is spliced from 12 exons. Gene Ontology annotation, molecular function: transcription corepressor activity. The record is from RefSeq and is a predicted model, not a curated record. Lineage: Eukaryota; Metazoa; Chordata; Lepidosauria; Squamata; Candoiidae. Gene Ontology annotation, biological process: regulation of transcription by RNA polymerase II; negative regulation of DNA-templated transcription. The coding region runs from base 450 to 2054 and encodes 534 amino acids.
GUUUCUUCUCUCUCCCCCCCACCCCCCAAAAAACCUUUUUCCAGUAUUUUCAGGGGGAGCAUCCGGGGUCUUACUUGGGGACCCCCCCAACCAGUGGGAUCCCAUUCCUCCCCGGAUCUCUCCCUGGGGGCUAAGCGCCCCUCCGCCCCCCAGGCUUUCCCCCCUCGCGCUCCGCCUGCGCUCGUGCCGGGGAACUUUACCGUAACUUUGCAAGGCGACGGCGGGGGGGGUGUGGGGGGGGGAGGAGCGCGCGCGGCGAGGAGCCGCCGAGCGCGCCGCAAGCCGGGCCGGGGCUUCUGGGUCCGGGCGCCCUCCUGGCCCGCCCAACUUUCCCUUCCCCCGCAAGGGAUGGCUCCCCGGCUCCGGCGGCUUUGAAUUGGGAAGCCGGGGCAGGAGCCGGGGGGAGCCGGCUCGCUCUCCCCGCAGAGCCUCCUUCCAGCCGGAGCGAGAUGCCUUCCGUCAUGGAGAAAUCGGGGAUCCUGUCCAGGAGCCGGGCCAAGUCGGCCCCCAACGGCACCCACCCCAACUCCGAGGACGAGAGCAGCGAGGACGAGCAUUCGCACGAUAGCAUGAUCCGUGUGGGAGCAGAUUACCAGGCAGUGAUCCCAGAGUGCAAACCAGAAAGCCCUGCUCGGUUCAGCAAUAAGGAAUUGAAAGGGAUGCUUGUUUGGUCCCCAAACCACUGUGUUUCGGACGCCAAAUUGGACAAAUACAUUGCCAUGGCCAAGGAAAAGCAUGGUUACAACAUUGAACAGGCUUUGGGGAUGCUUCUGUGGCACAAGCACGACGUAGAGAAGUCGCUGGCCGACUUAGCCAAUUUCACACCUUUCCCUGACGAGUGGACAGUGGAGGACAAAGUCCUGUUUGAACAAGCUUUCAGCUUCCAUGGAAAAAGUUUUGCUCGAAUCCAGCAGAUGCUUCCUGACAAGUUAAUCCCCAGCCUGGUGAAAUACUACUAUUCCUGGAAGAAAACUCGGAGCCGGACAAGCGUGAUGGACCGGCAAGCCCGCAAGUUGCUCAGCAAGAAGGAAAAGGAUGACAGUAACGAUGAGCUGGAAGAGGCCCGGCAGGCCAGUGAAGGCGAAUUUGACGCCAUGGAUCCGAAGAAGGAGCCUAGUUAUCAGAAGCCUCCCAGCAGCAAACCUGGGCCAAUGAAGAAGGAGGUCCAGCUUCCACAAUACCGGCACCAUCCUCUCCGCGCUCGCCGGCGCCCUCCUAAGGGCAUGUACCUGAGUCAGGAAGAUAUCACAGGCCUGUCUGCCAGCCCUGACAUGGCCGUGCUCACGCUGCGCCAUCUGGACUCUCAGCUGGUUUCACUCAAACGCCAGGUACAAAGCAUCAAACAGAUCAACAGCAGUAUGAAGCAGGCGCUAGGCGAAGGGAUAUACAAACUGCGCCCCCCCGAGAGUAACAUCAAGUUCAACUCCCGCUGGACAACAGACGAGCAGCUGCUGGCAGUGCAGGCCAUCCGGAAAUACGGCAAAGACUUCCAAGCCAUUGCCGAGGUGAUCAGCAACAAGACGGUGGCCCAAGUGAAGACCUUCUUCGUCAGCUACCGCCGCCGGUUCAACCUGGAGGAGGUGCUGCAGGAGUGGGAAGCGGAGCAGGAGGGCGCAGGUCCAGCCCCCCCGCAAGGCAGUCCGCCCCCCCAGGAGCACAAGAGCAGCAGCGAGGAAGAAGACGAGGUUCAGAUCACGGCUGUAUCGCGCUCUGCACAGCAGCAGCACCCGCCCCCACUGCCACAGCACCCGCCUCACCCUCCUGCACUCCCUCCCCUCCCCGCUUCCCCCCGCCCCCCGCCCGCUGCGCUCUCCCAGCCUCCCCCCUUGCUGAGGCCCACCCUCCCCACGGCGCCCCUGCUGCACCGCCAGCCCCCGCCCCUGCAGCAAGGGCGCUUCCUUCAGCCCAGACUCUCUCUCAACCAGCUGCCGCCCCCGCUCAUCCGGCCCGCAGGCUCCCGACAGGCACCACCGCGGGGAGGCCAGCAGCACCCGCCGUCGCUCCUGGGCGGGAUGGGAGAGCCGCCUCCGCUGCCCUCCUCAGGCUCCCUCUGAAGGGGGGCCCCCUCUGCGCGAGCCUCGCCGCGGCCCCCGUGUGGCUGGGAACAGUAUGACCUCCUCUCUGCCGACGGACAGCCCAGUGGUGUGGGUCUGAGGCAGCGGGGAUGGGAGGAGAUGGGGUGGGCAGGAGAGAAGGGGGCUUCUGCCUGUCUCUGCCAUCCAGGUAGCGUUCAGAAAGCUGGCAUCGAAUCCCAGCCCUCGUGUACGAUGGGGUGAUGUUGGACGGGGGGGGGGGCUUUGUGGGUUGGGAAAAGGUAGAUGAUGUAGCUGGGGAUAGGACUGGACC